AUGAAUAUCUACCGAACAGCGUCAGCUCCCCGGCCUAACAUGUCUCGAACAGACCGCGAGCGGCUUACAAACCUCCGCGACGAUGAUUCCGUGGUCGUCAAGAGGUCCGACAAGAGCAAUAAGUUUGUGGCGAUGAAGAUGGCAACGUACCUUGAUAAGGCCGAGACUAUCCGGUCAGAUGAGACAAAGUUCACACCCGUCAAUGUCACCAUCGAUGAUUGGGAGAAGCAAACGCGCACCAUCCUUCAACGCGUCUGUGGUGGUACACUAGAGAAGAACCUGUACCAAGCCAUACUCACUGGCGACAACAGGUUUCCGGAGAUGUAUGGCCUGCCUAAAGACCACAAAGCCACGGUACUGCUUCGGCCAGUUGUGUCAGCUGUUGAUAGCCCGGUGACCAAUAUUUCUAUUGUCCUGGAGCGCAUACUCAACCAAUGCCUGAGAUAUGUCCCAGCACAUCUGAAAAACACGCUGGAAGCACUGGAAGAUAUCCGGCAAGUGUAUCCCGAUCUACAAGCCCCAGCGGGGACGAUCAUCGUUACAAUGGACGUGGUCGCUCUUUACCCAAGUAUCCCUAUCGCUGAAGGGGUGGAGGCGGUUGCUAGAGUCCUGCAGCAGCACAUCGAGUCUGUUGACACAUUUGGUUUAAGCGUGGAGCAGAUCGAAGAGCUGUUAACCUUCGUUCUAAGAUCCAAUUAUUUCAGAUUUGGUGAGAAGGUCUACCACCAGAGGGAAGGCAUCGCCAUGGGUAACAACCUAGCGCCACCGUUUGCGAUUAUUUUCAUGCAUGACCUCGAAACCUCGCUGUUGCUAAACUCGCCUGGUGCUCCCGUACUCUACAAGCAUUAUAUUGAUGACAUCAUUAUGCUGUGGACACUGGGGGCCGCGCUUCUCCGCCAGCUGAUUGCAUUCUUCAAUACCGCAAAGAUCGGGCUCGUGCGCGACCACGGUGGCAGACCGAAGAAGCAGCGGAUAGCGCACUUCGUUAGACGUUCUUAG
Molecule: messenger RNA, 999 nt
Organism: Sycon ciliatum
Lineage: Eukaryota; Metazoa; Porifera; Calcarea; Leucosolenida; Sycettidae
Exons: 2
Coding region: 1-999 (332 amino acids)
Source: RefSeq, a predicted model, not a curated record